CUUUCUUUCUUUGGUAUUAAGACCAAAUUAGUAUGAGUGACAAAUCUGGGCAGUUCUGCACCGCAAAAGAAAGCCUUCAUCAUAUUGAUAACAUCAUCUCUAAUGAUUUCCCAGCAAGCUUGAUAAAACACACCUGUAAAACCAUCAGGUCCUCCUGUACUUUCACUAUUUAGUUGGAAAACCACUCUCUUCACCUCUUCUUUAGUAGGUUCUGCUUCAAAACUCAAGUUGUCUUCUUCAGAGAUCAUUAUGGGUAAAUGAUUUAGAAUUUCAUAAUUUUUUGGAUCUUCUUCCUUUGUAAACUGAUCCGUGUAAAAUUUGAUAGCUUCAGCAAUUAUUCCCCCUUCUUCUUCUAUCCAGUUCCCAUCUUCCCCUUGAAUUCUUCUUAUUUGCAUUCUUUUCCUUCUCCCAUGUACAUGAGCAUGGAAGAAUUUUGUAUUUCUAUCCCCAUCCUGAAAUCACUGCAUCCCAGCUUUCUGUUUCCAGAAUUCUUCCUCUAGAUGUAAAUAUUUAUUUAAAUCAGCCUGCACUUUAUGCAAUUCCUGUCUAUUAGUCGAAGUUGGAAAAUUUUGAAACUGAUUUUCCUUUGUUUUUAUAAUCUCUUCAAGAGUUUCAAUUUCAUGAAAAAUGUUGCCAAAAGUUGCUUUACUCCAUUGUACCAAAGCUGCUUUCACUUUUUUCAGUUUAUGAUGAAAAAGUAUGAAAGGAUUUGCCAUAAAUUCAGUUGUUCAAUUUUGUCUAAUUAUCUCCAUAAAACCUUCCUGUUUUACCCAAAAAUUCAAGAACUUAAAAGGUUUUUUGAUGCUUCUAUUGUCUCCUGUGUAAGAGAUUAACAUAGGAGCAUGAUCUGAACCACUCCUGAUCAGAUGUUUGAUAUCAACACUAGAGUAUUUUGUUUGUAACAGUUGAUUACCCAAACAUCUAUCCAAUCUUUUGAAAAUGCAAUCCUCACCAUUUUGGCCAAUCCACCAAGUAAAUUUGCUGCCUCUAAACCCCAAAUCUGAUAUUUCACAGUUUUGAAUGCAGACCCUGAAAUUCAUAAUUUCAUUGAUGGUUACUGGAAGGCCUCCAUAUUUCUCCUCUUCUGAAGUUAUUGCAUUAAAGUCACCCCCAAUCAUCCAUGGAAUAUUAACUGAGGUAGAUAAAUCCUCCAAUGAGUCCCAUAAAUCCAAUCUUUCAUUUUGAGUACACUUUGCACAAACUAUUGUUACUAGCAUCUCCUCUUGACUUCCUCUAAUCUUUAAAUUUAUGGUUAAAUGUUGUUGAUGAUCCAUUAUUAUAUGAUAAUCAAAAAUAUCUUCCACAAAAAUCCAAAUCUUACCAGAUAUGUUAGCCAUGGCAUGUUCCAUACCCAGUCUUCUCUUAUAUUCCUCUAUCUUGUUUGAAUCUUGAAAAGGCUCCAUUAAACCUAUAAAUUCAAACUGGUGUCUUUGAUUCAUUUUUAUCAACCUUAUAAAAGCUUCCUUGGUAUUGACUGACCUAAUAUUCCAUAUAAGAGCAUUCAUCAUGGUUUAUUGAGUUUAUUAAUCUGCCUUCUAGUAUGGACUCCACUCCCAGGUGGAACACUUGUAUCUCUUGAUAUCUUUCUUUUUUCUUUUCCUCCUCUUUUUUGUAGAUGCUUUGGAGAGAUGUCUCUUGCUCUAAUGGCUGCUUCAAAAUUAUGCUCUAAGAUUCUGUUUGUCCCCCUCUGCUUGUGGAUGUUGUCUUGCUGCUGUUUAUGCUGGAAUGGUUUGUGCUCUUGUUCUUCUGGAUAUCCUCCUGUUCUUGAAGAUUUGAUGUUACGGAUUUUGAUUGGAGCUUACUGCAUGGUGUGUGUAUGUGAGGUUCCUCAGGAUGGAGAAUUCGACAUUCCUUUUCCUCAUGACCUUGAAGUCUACAGUGUUUGCAAUAUCUUGCUUGGCCUUGUCUUGUUUGCUGUGUCCAGAUCUACUGUUAGCGGUUUUCCAACUGCUGUUGCAAUGGAAAAAACAGCCUCUUUAACAAAGAAAUUUGAAGACAGUUCAGGAAAGCUUAUCCACAUGAGGUCUCUUCCUUUGGAUUGAACCAUGGAUUCCAUGUGAAAGAUCUCAUUUGGCAAUAUCUAUCAUGUACUUUUAGAUAGUAGACAGGGGUAGACAUCAUUUUAACAUAGUCUUCUAGAAAGUUUAGACGAAUCAGAAUAUGUCUUUCAUCAAGUACUCCUAUGAUUGGUACUCCUUUAAUUCCACACUGUAUUGGAAUUACUCUCCUUAGUUCUUUAAUAUCAAUGUUGUCAUAUGAAAACUUACCUACCACUGCAUAUUGUAGUUUCUCCUUUUCAAUCAUUUGUUGUAUCUCAUUUGAUUUCCAGGCAAUAAAAGGCUCCCCAUUGCUGUA
Messenger RNA from Solanum dulcamara, 2355 nucleotides. RefSeq lists its product as uncharacterized. The coding region runs from base 1629 to 2042 and encodes 137 amino acids. The record is from RefSeq and is a predicted model, not a curated record. Lineage: Eukaryota; Viridiplantae; Streptophyta; Magnoliopsida; Solanales; Solanaceae. The transcript is spliced from 4 exons.